Molecule: messenger RNA, 1035 nt
Organism: Epithele typhae
Lineage: Eukaryota; Fungi; Basidiomycota; Agaricomycetes; Polyporales; Epitheliaceae
Product: beta subunit of ribonucleotide reductase
Exons: 6
Coding region: 1-1035 (344 amino acids)
Biological process (GO): deoxyribonucleotide biosynthetic process
Molecular function (GO): oxidoreductase activity
Source: RefSeq, a predicted model, not a curated record
AUGAGCUCUCCCGCUACCUCCCCCAGGCCGCCAAGAAGUCCUAUUGCCAAACACCGUCAUUCAAUGAGCACCCCGGAUGCGGAUGCGAAAACGACGAAGCGACACACCACGGACCCCUCGGAGGACCUACAUGAACGGUUCAUUGGCGAAGUCGAACUGCCUGAACAUCUCGAACCUUUACUGAUGGAGACCGACCGACGGUUCGUCUUGUUUCCCAUACAAUACGAUGAGAUCUGGCAAAUGUACAAGCAUGACCUCUCCCACGACUUGUGGGAUUGGAACGGGAAACUCACCAACAACGAACGGCAUUUCCUGUCUUACGUUCUAGCGUUCUUUGCGGCUUCGGAUGGCAUCGUCAACGAGAACCUGGUCGAACGUUUCUCCAAUGAGGUGCAAGCGGCGGAAGCCAGGUGCUUUUACGGCUUUCAAAUCAUGAUUGAAAACACGAUUCCCUGCAUCCGCAAGAAGGCUGAAUGGGCCCUCCGUUGGAUAUCGGACGAACAGUCGGCGUUUGCCGAGCGUCUCGUAGCGUUCGCUGCGGUUGAGGGUAUAUUCUUCUCGGGGUCUUUCGCGUCCAUCUUCUGGCUCAAGAAACGCGGUCUCAUGCCUGGCCUCACUUUUUCCAACGAGCUCAUCUCCCGAGACGAGGGAAUGCAUACCGACUUCGCGUGUCUGCUAUUCCACCACUUGCGUCGGCGGCCCCACCCGAAGCGGGUGGAGAAGAUCAUCACCGAGGCAGUUGACAUCGAGAAGGAGUUUUUGACAGAGGCUUUGCCUGUCUCCCUAAUUGGGAUGAACGCGGACCUAAUGCGUCAGUACAUCGAGUUUGUGGCCGACAGACUCCUGGUGUCGCUCGGCAAUCAGAAGCACUACUAUGCAACAAAUCCCUUUGACUUCAUGGACUUGAUCUCUCUACAAGGGAAGACAAACUUCUUCGAAAAGCGCGUGUCUGAGUAUGCAAUGGCCAAUUUCAACACGGCAUCUUCAACAGAGUCGGACGCACCCUCGAAGGGGCCGGUAGAGCGAGUAUUGUAA